AUGCAGUCUGAUCCAAAUUGGGCCAAUUACUACUACGACUCAUCAUCUCAUCAGGUUGCUAUAAAUAAUUAUUUUCAGCUUCAUUUACUGGAUUUUGGUGCGACCAGAACAUACACAAAAUCGUUUGUUGAUACUUAUCUUAAAUUGAUAAAUUCUGCCAUGGAUAAUGACUUGAAGAAACUUAUAUUUUUUUCACGUCAAAUCGGUUUUCUCACAGGCGAGGAAUCAGAAGUUAUGGAAAAUGCUCACUGUGAUUCAAUCAUGAUUCUAGCCGAAGCUCUUAGGUCGCCAAUGUUUGACUUUGGGGGUCAGGAUAUAACUAAACGUAUUGCAAAAACUCUUCCAACUAUGAUGAGGAAUCGACUUACUCCUCCUCCUGAACAAACUUACUCUUUGCAUCGUAAAAUGGCUGGAAUAUUUAUGCUUUUUUGUGAAUUAAAAGCUGUCGUACCAUGUUCUAUUAUUUUUGAUUCCAUAAAGGCCGGAUAUCGCUUUGACAUUUGA
Molecule: messenger RNA, 504 nt
Organism: Octopus sinensis (East Asian common octopus)
Lineage: Eukaryota; Metazoa; Mollusca; Cephalopoda; Octopoda; Octopodidae
Product: atypical kinase COQ8A, mitochondrial-like
Exons: 1
Coding region: 1-504 (167 amino acids)
Biological process (GO): ubiquinone biosynthetic process
Cellular component (GO): extrinsic component of mitochondrial inner membrane
Molecular function (GO): kinase activity
Source: RefSeq, a predicted model, not a curated record